UUCCUUAUAAAAUGGGCCUAAACCUUCUCCCUUCCUGGUCUGUCCGUCAUCAACUCAAACAGCAAAAGGAAAUGGAAAAGAAGGCGCCUCUACUGGCUAUCUUGAUGAUUUUCUUGCUUGUGACAAUCAUGCGAGCUGAGGCGUCUUGCCCAUCGUAUGGCAGCGAGUGCAGUGGCUGUAUCACCGAGCGGAUGAAGUACGGGUGCCCUAGGUGCCGUCCCCUCCUCAAAUGCAUGGCCCGGUGCCUGUGGGGUGGGAGAUCACGAGCCCUGUGCACGAAGAGGUGUGACUGCAACAGCAGCAAGGGUAAGCCGAGGUUGUCCGAUUGCAAGAAGUGCAUGUCCAAGUGCAGAUGCAGCUGUAUGUCCUAGAUAAGUCCAAUGUUUGGUGUUUCAUCAAAUGUGGUAUGUGACUUUCCUAUGUUGAAAGCAAGGCUGCAUGCUUUUCUGUUUAAGGUGGAUCCCGUAGAAAGGACAGGUAGAAUGCCUAUUGUCAGACUGUUUUGACAAACAUAGGUAACCGAACCAUCGCAGCUGAUAUAAUUGUUUGAUGUAGCUCGUGAAUACAUGACUAAGAUGCAAGGAGAAUUGACGUGAUUAGAUCCA
Punica granatum (pomegranate) is the source of this 605-nucleotide messenger RNA. The record is from RefSeq and is a predicted model, not a curated record. NCBI's taxonomy places the organism in Eukaryota, Viridiplantae, Streptophyta, Magnoliopsida, Myrtales, Lythraceae.